CGUUUUUGCGCUGACGUGACGUGACAGUUGAUUUGUUUGAUUAAAAUAAAUAAGAGAAAAAUCACAGAUAAACUGAUUUGUGACGGAACCAAUCUAUACCGGAAUCGGUAGCCGGAAAAGAAGACGGAGUGCGCGAAAGAGAAGACUAAAAUCCAGGAAGAUCGGUCGGCGGAGUGGACCAGGGAAAGAGAGAGAGCGAGUGAAAUUUCGUGGUUUCGGGACCCCCUCGACCGCAGCCCCCCACAAUAUAUCCGUUACCCACUGGCAAGAUGCUGUGUAUACAAUAUUAGCGAUUAUCGAAAGCAGGCAGCGCAUGUGCCGGCAUCCGAGAAACACUAUUUAAUAUCUAAGCUUUUGUAAACAAAUUGUGGAGCGGAGACCAAGGUCAAACAAGCCGACGAAUACGGAUACCUGGUGAAUAGGUUUCGUUUCGUUUCGCCCCAACGUGCCAGUAGACCCGUGCAACUUGCAAUGGCCACAACAAGCCAGCUGUUGCCCAAUGGCAAUCUGUCCAGAAAUGGCAAGACCAAAAGGGAGGAUGAGGAGGAGGAGGUGGAAGUGGGAUCUGGAACUAGUGCAGGUGCUGGAAGGGAUACACUAACGGGACUAACAGGACUAACAGGACACCCAUCCACAUCCACAUCCGGCACCUUUAUGAAACUGAAAACCUAUCUCCUAGCUCUUCGUCCCUGGUCGCUGUCCGCCAGUCUGGUGCCCACGCUCCUCGGCUCGGCGCUGGCCCACCGCUCCCAGUGGGCGGCGGAGUUCUCGCUGGCCACCUUCUUCCUCACCGCCUUCACCGUGGUCACCGUCCACUGCGCCGGUAACGUGGUGAACACCUACUUCGACUUCAUCAAGGGAAUCGACAAGCAGAAGGCCGACGACCGCACUCUGGUGGACCACAUACUCACCAAGGAUGAGGUGGUCUCGCUGGGCGCCAUACUGUACAUGGCCGGCUGCGGGGGUUUUGUUUUGCUGGCUGUGCUCAGUCCCGCCAAAAUGGAACAUCUUGCGCUGAUCUACUUCGGUGGAUUGUCUUCGAGUUUCCUGUAUACAGGAGGCAUUGGUUUCAAAUACAUCGCCCUGGGAGAUCUGGUGAUACUGAUACUCUUCGGACCCAUCUCAGUGCUUUUUGCCUUCAUGUCACAAACAGGUCACGUGGACUGGACGACUAUGGGCUAUGCGAUUCCACUGGCCCUCAACACGGAGGCCAUCCUGCACAGCAAUAAUACCAGAGAUGCGGACAAUGAUCGCCGGGCUGGAAUCGUAACACUGGCCAUUUUAAUAGGACGCACUGCCUCUCAUGUUUUGUACGCAAUGCUGCUCUUCGCACCCUACUCGCUGUUCUUCAUCUUCGGCUUGAAGUACUCCCUGUGGUUUCUGCUACCAUUGGUGACCCUGCCACAAGCCUUCCAGAUAGAGAAGCGUUUCCGGAACGAGCAAACGAUGCACUUGGUGCCACGGCAAACAGCAAAGCUGAACUUCUUCUUUGGCAUCUUGUACAUCGUGGCCUGCUGUUGUGCCCAGCAGUUGCCGACUUUUGGAUUCCGGAAACAUUGAUAGACGGGGAGAAGUUACGGAUCUGGCAGAAAAACAACCAGAGAUAAACUGGUGCAAUGUUUUAGGGAAUUUCAUUAGGUUUUAGUCAAUGUGUGUAAUGAGGAGGGAGUACGAAGCUGAGUCAGUUUCCCACAGUUUGAUGUUGCGCAAAUUUCGAAUGGCUGCUAGUCGCCCGUUAGAGUCUAAACUUUUGAACUGAACAUAUCCUAGCCCAAGUGGGUCGAUUUAUUUCACAGAAAAUCUAGGGAUAAAUAUAUGGCAUUGUGCAAUAGAAAUUACAGGCCUAAUAUCAGCUUAAAAAGUUUACAAUGUCAAAUCCAAAGAUAAUCCAGAAACAAUAUUUAAGAAUAAAUGGUCUGGCAUUUUUCCAGAUUAGCCGAUUUAUAAAGCUAUCAGUCUAAAAGAAACUCAACAUUGAACAUAUUUUUUGUAUGAUAUAUUAAUUUGUAGAAAAUUAUUUUUAUUUUUGAGCGCAUUAAACAAGAAGUAUGAUAUUAGACCUUUAGUUUCUCUGUCAAAAGUUAUUUACAUUGUCCAAAGAUUUGUUCACUUCCUGCAAUAUCGACCCUAGCCUGUCCCACUCGUUUAUAUUUAUUUCACAUCGUCACAAUCUUAAAUCUUAACCAAUCAACUACCACUCAAUGUAAUAAAUAAUCAUACUCUUCCUCUCGCGCGUUGGGAAUUACGGACCAAGAAAGUUAUGUGCAACAGUAACCAGUAAUGCUAAUGCAACCCCAAAUAUUCACCACAUUCAGACGGGUGCAGAUACUUAAGUUUCGCGAAUCAAAAUGCAGAUUACUUUACAAAUAGAAGUGCUUGGAAAUGCAGCUUAGUUGAACGUUUUUUGGCAAUUGGCUGGCUUGCUUUUUGUGUAACGAAUGUUAGAGUUUUUACAUAUAUUAUAUACACGAACACGAGCAUAUAUUUAUAUACACAUCUAGAUCAUGUAAGCCCAGUGUCUAGCGGCAGGCUCAGAGUGAGAAAAUAUCAAAGGAAAAAUGAAGAAAAACCUAUGUAAAACGAAAACAACACAAAGUUAAAUUUUUAAAUAACUAUAUACGUAGAUGUCGAGGCGAAGGAGCAAACAUUGUUUUCCAUUAACAAUAGCGUAUGCAUAUAAACAAAUAGCUUUAAAUAACAAACAGAAGAGGAGAAAGCCAAAACCCAUUCGCAUUAUAAUUCAUUGUGUAACUGAACAUUUGUGUGGCAAUAUUUAUUUGUACGCUAGUUUUUUGUAUAUUCAUUCAUUCUUUUGUAUACCGCAUAGAUAAAUGCUUCUGUUGGAAUUGCUCAGCAGCCGAGUUGAAUUGACCUAAGUGAAAACUUUGUAAACUACAAUUCAACAACAAAUGAACAAUAAUAAUUAUAAUGAUAUUGAUAAUUAAAUGUUUAAUUAGAGAAUGUAAACAUGAUUUGUAUAAUAUA
This is a messenger RNA of Drosophila subpulchrella, 2985 nucleotides long. RefSeq names its product ubiA prenyltransferase domain-containing protein 1 homolog (gene heix). Lineage: Eukaryota; Metazoa; Arthropoda; Insecta; Diptera; Drosophilidae. The coding region runs from base 472 to 1560 and encodes 362 amino acids. The record is from RefSeq and is a predicted model, not a curated record. Gene Ontology annotation, molecular function: prenyltransferase activity. Gene Ontology annotation, cellular component: Golgi membrane; endoplasmic reticulum. The transcript has 2 exons. Gene Ontology annotation, biological process: vitamin K biosynthetic process; menaquinone biosynthetic process.